CGCCACACGUGGUGAUCGUCCUGGUUCUUUUUAGCUGUUUGGAGCUUCACUGACGUCGAAAAGGGAGUUCACUGGGCUUGUUCUGACUUGUUAUGUCGAACAAACAUCAGUAACCACGAACUUUACGUGAUGAAGAGUGAAAAAGGACCAAAAUGUGACCCUACAUGCAGUGGUGCUUACCAUCAGAAGUGAGUCCCUCCUAAAUCCUAAUACUUAGUAUUUUGAUUUGGAUCAUAGGGCGUAACUACACAGACCGUUAUUACAAGAUCAUGAUUAGCCAAUACGAUUGAGCUGCUGAGUUGUUUGUACGUCGACGAUGUUUCCAAGAAAUUAGUUAUUCGCGCCGGGGAAAGGUCCACGCUAGCAAUAUGAGCUCACUUCCACUACGCGCCGACGUGGUUGUUGUUGGCGGUGGGAUCGGUGCCUUCUCAGCUCUGUAUCACUUGACUAAGCUAGGCAAGACAGAUGUGGUCCUGUUGCAUGACUCGGCGCUAUCUUGUCAGCAACAUGCGCCAGCUAGCAUACGUUUACUGUGGCCGGAUAGCUUGACUGCUCAACUAGUUGCUCGCACUCGGGAGCUGCUCUCAUCUGACGAUGGCCUGCAAGCGGAAAGCGGCGUCGAUGUUGGCUGGAACUCGAAUGGCUGUCUGUAUGUUGCCGGCAGUGAGGAUCGGAUGAGCGAGCUCAAGACCUGGGUGACGCUGGGUAAAUCCGUGGCAGCCGAGUGUACAGUUCUGUCUGAUGCAGAAGUCCAGGAUGCCUAUCCCCUGCUCACCAUGGAUGAUGUAGUGGGUGCUGUGCUUUGUACCAGUGAUGGUAAUGUGCAAGCAGCUAGCCUAGCUGCUGCCUAUGCCAAGGCUGCAAUGAAGCUGGGUGCCAAGGUGUUUGAUCAAUGCUCCGUGACUGGAAUCGACACAAAGGAUGGAUCUCGGUGUUCGCGUCGCGUUUGUGCUGUAAGAACCAGCCGUGGCAUUAUACAGACCAGCUGUGUGCUGAACUGUGCCGAGUCCCAUGCACCCCACAUUGGCCACCUGGCCGGUAUCCAGGUGCCACUCAUGGUGACCCGUAGUGGACGAGCAUUCUUUGACGGUGUUGAAGGCGUUUGCGGUCACGCCGACAUCGUUGACUGUGAUCACUCCGUUCAGAUGCUUGUCCAUGGUGACAGUGUAGCUUGCUAUGAAUGUGCCAGGGAGCCAGAGCUACGGGAACAGGCCUCUGGUUUCUCGAACAUGGAUACACCAAGCAACCUAGAGUAUGCACAGUCACUUGUGUCUGGGGAACUCUAUUCUAAGCAGCGAUUGCCGCGUUUGAAGAAGGCUGGUUUUCAAUUGGACUAUUGGCUUGAUACUGUCACCCCCGAUGGUCGGCCGCUGAUGGGUGAAUCACCAGAAGUGCGUGGGUUCUACCUCAGCUGUGGCUAUAACUCUAAUGAUGCAAUGCUCAGUGGUGGAUGUGGUCAGCAGAUUGCAGAGUGGAUUGUACACGGCAAGCCGAGCCUGGACAUGUUCAAAUACAGUAUCAGCCGGUUCAACCGCCUGUGCGUGGACAAUAAGACGUGGCUGAAAGAGCGCUGCCACGAGCAGUACUGCCAGAAGUACACGAUCAAGUACCCACAUCAUCAACCACUGGCGGGAAGGAACAUUAUCAAAGAUCCUCUUCACAAGGAGCUACUUGCGGCUGGUUGUGUCUUUGAGGAAUGCCAUGGCUGGGAGCGGCCAGCCUGGUUCAUGACCAACAAUAGAGUGUGCAAGAUGCUAGAAGUCGAGCAACCUGCAGAGGUAUUGUCGUACGACUAUGCUGGUACGUCGGGCCACACCCUGCACAAGGACUACAUGUAUCGCGACACUGCUCUCAAGCAUGAUCACGUCUUUGGCGAGCAACCGGGAUGUUAUGAAAUGAUAGCUGCGGAGAGCGAGUCGGCCCUCUCUCAGGACGCAGUCCUCUGCAACAAGUCCUCGCUGGGCAAGCUGCUGGUGUAUGGCAAGGACGCUGAGGCUGCAAUCAACUGGUUGUGUGCUGCGGAUGUUGGAGAAGAAGGACGUGUAGCGUUCUCGUGCAUGCUUAACAAGGAUGGUGGCGUGGAGGCGUAUGCGACUGUCACCCGCUUGUCAGCUGAUCUUGACAGCUCAAUCAUCGACGUUAAAGCGUUGGAGCGCACCGAUGAUGAGGAGGAGAGCACGGAUCGCGAUUCGUUCUAUGUGGUGUGCGAUGGAAAUAGCCUGACACACGUGCAAUGUCAUGUACGACGUGUGAUAGAGGACAAGUUGUUUGAUGCGCACGUGAAGGACUUGACUUUGGACGUAGGCAUUCUCUGUUUGGAAGGACCUAAUAGCUACCCCAUCAUGAAAGCAUUGCUGUCGUCGGACUCGCGCGGCACGUCCAAAGUUGACGAGUGGCAACAGCGGCCCAUAGCGGUUGGCGAUGAUCAUUGUCCUGCGCUGGUCAUGCAUAUAGGUACCCUGGGCCAUGAGAUACACGUGGCCAUGCCGGCACUUCUCAGCAUGUACACUCUCAUCAAGAAAGCAGCAGAGAGCAGCCAGCCGCACAUGGUGCAUGCUGGUUUCCGAGUCUUGAACUCCAUAGCAAUGGAAUGGAGCCAUUUUGUGUGGGGCGAGGACAUAGGCAGCAGCGACACGCCACGCGAAGCUGGCAUUGCCUACAGCUGCUCAACCGGCAAGGAAUACCUGGGCAAUGCUGCCAUUGCCAGACAGUCCUUGAAGAAGUGCGGCAUUAGUCGGCGCUGCAUUUCAGUGACAGUCGAUUCGAUUGUCAAUAUGCAGCUGCACGGCAAUGAAAUCCUACUGCGAGACGGUCAGUUUCUUGCUACACUGCGCCGCUCGGAGUAUUCCUAUUUCACCGACACGUGGCUAUCCCAGGUGUACAUACCCAAGGAUCCGACCCACAGCAUCUAUGACAGUGAGGUCAUCGACGAGGGAGAGUUUGAAAUUGAAUACAUGACCCAGCGUCACCCGGUGAGAACGUUUCUUAUCUCUCCGCUUCUGACCGACCUUCACCACUUCUAGCACCUGCACAGCAGUGCGUAUUGUCAUGAACUGAUUAGCAAAACGGCUCAGCAACUGUGGCAGACAUGUUUUCUCUUAAACAUCGUGUUCAGUUUUAGCCACUGCACACGGCUAAGCAUUCCAGGAAGGGUCGUUUAGGAAUGCAAUGAUGGGCAAACGAAUGUCUGAUGGCAAUGCACUACUGAGCAUGCGUUCUAUGAGGGGUCGUAGUUGUGAGCCGGUCUCCUAUAGUGCACACCAUUCUCUCUGGCCAGUCUGGGAGUGUGUUCAGCUGAGCAAGUACACUGUAUCAUGGUUUCGCAGUGAAAAUAUAUUUUCUUAAUUGCCCUGAUAGGUCAGUAGGACUCCACUGUAGCUACUUCAUAUUGUUUGUAGUAUCUUUAGAACACACUUGCUACUAUGCGUUGCAGGAAAUUCUGCACUGAACCUCGUUGACUUUUAACUACUCUACAAAGCCGACUUGCUUUCAAGCAUGACAACCAACAAUCAUUCGAUGUCAGAUGGCCCGGCGGGUGAUUACUGGUCAGCUCCAAUGAUCUAGCAUGUUGAGUUGAAUGUGGUACUUUUAGUUCCAUAUUAUGAAGCCACUCAGCCCACCGGUUGGAUCACAGUACGGCGGUGUAGAUCAUGCAGUGCGGAAUUAACCGUUCCUCGCUCAUCCGCUCCCCUCGGUCCGACGGUUCCUCGCUCAUCCGAUUGAACCGAUUCCCUCGGUUGGAGCUGCUUUUAGCAAAUUUACGGAAAAGCGUGAUUUUGAGAGGAGUAAAUGCAGUGCCUUGUGUACCCGGAAAUUUAUUCUCUUUCCACUCCACAGCGAAUACCGGAUGAGACGUAACGCCACUUGGAGCGGCCGACAGAUGAGGAGGCAUGUACACGGAUCCUAUAACCCAGAGCUCUUACGAAUCCUUGAGCCCAGGCAGUAAUGAACCGAGUAACUGUGAGCUACUUCGGCCCACAUACAUCUACAUGGACUGUGACAUGUGCAUACAAGUGCAUGUAUGUGUGUGUAUGUGCGUGUAGCACUUCUCCUUCUGCACUGACAUAGAAGUACGAGACGAGCACAAGUCAGUUUGAUGCCCGUUUAUCAUCUGGAUUGAAGAUUUAUGAUAGCUCUGGAGCCAGGCUCAUUUGUAUGUCUGAAUUAUUUCUCUUCAUUCGUUGGCUACUCCAAGCGGAGUUUCUCUCGUACUGUUCCGUCGUGAGUCGGAAUGGUAGGUCCUGCAGAUCCGCAUGAGAAAAGAAGUCAAUGCCAUUGCCAUUGGCACUGAAUGUGAAUGAUGUUGUUGGUGCCA
Messenger RNA from Sycon ciliatum, 4315 nucleotides. RefSeq names its product sarcosine dehydrogenase, mitochondrial-like. The transcript is spliced from 13 exons. Gene Ontology annotation, molecular function: sarcosine dehydrogenase activity; protein binding. The record is from RefSeq and is a predicted model, not a curated record. NCBI's taxonomy places the organism in Eukaryota, Metazoa, Porifera, Calcarea, Leucosolenida, Sycettidae. Bases 369 to 3023 code for a protein of 884 amino acids. Gene Ontology annotation, cellular component: mitochondrial matrix; cytoplasm; mitochondrion.